GCCGGCAUCCAGCUUGCCCAGGGCCCCUUCCCCUCCCCCUCCUGGCUGGCAGGAGGCGCAGGUGGCUGCAGCCCAGCACCCGACGCACGGGCUCCCGGAGGCCACCCACCUAGCAGCAGCAUGGAGCACAUCCGCACGCCCAAGGUAGAGAAUGUCCGAUUGAUGGAUCGAACAUCUUCCAAAAAACCAGUCCUGGGGACUUUGUAUCUGACGGCCACCCAUGUCAUCUUUGUGGAGAAUGUGCCUGAAACUAGAAAAGAGACCUGGAUUCUGCACAGUGAGAUCUCUUCCAUUGAAAAGCAGGCGACCACGGCGGGGGGCUGCCCGCUGCUUAUUCGGUGCAAGAAUUUCCAGGUGCUGCACCUCGUUGUCCCUCAGGAGAGAGACUGCCAGGAUGUAUACAUCUCCCUCCUCCGUUUGGCCAGACCAGUGAAAUAUGAAGAGCUGUUCUGUUUCUCCUUCAACCCCAAGUUGGACAAGGAAGAACGGGAGCAAGGCUGGAAGCUGGUGGAUCUCCGUGAGGAGUACAAACGCAUGGGUAUCCCCAACAGCUGCUGGCACCUCAGUGAUGUCAACAGAGACUACCGGGUCUGUGACUCGUAUCCCACUGACGUCUAUGUCCCCAGGUCAGCCACCGCGCAUAUUAUCGUGGGUAGCUCCAAGUUCCGAAGCCGUCGGCGAUUCCCUGCCUUGUCUUAUUACUGUAAAGACACCAAUGCCUCCAUCUGCCGGAGCAGCCAGCCUUUGUCCGGCUUCAGUGCCCGCUGUCUUGAGGAUGAGCAGAUGCUUCAGGCAAUUCGAAGAGCCAACCCCGGGAGUGACUUUAUGUACGUUGUGGACACACGGCCUAAGCUCAAUGCCAUGGCCAACCGUGCAGCGGGCAAGGGCUAUGAGAAUGAGGAUAAUUACGCCAACAUCAAGUUCCAGUUCAUUGGCAUUGAGAACAUCCACGUCAUGAGGAGCAGCCUGCAGAAAAUGCUGGAAGUGUGUGAGCUGCGAUCCCCUUCAAUGAGUGACUUCCUCUGGGGCCUGGAGAAUUCUGGCUGGCUGAAGCACAUCAAAGCUAUCUUGGAUGCAGGGGUGUUCAUCGCCAAGGCUGUGGCUGAAGAAGGGACCAGCGUCCUUGUCCACUGCUCAGACGGCUGGGACCGAACGGCCCAGGUCUGCUCGGUGGCUAGCCUCCUCCUGGAUCCCCACUAUCGGACCUUGAAAGGCUUCAUGGUGUUAAUUGAAAAAGACUGGAUUUCCUUCGGGCACAAGUUUAAUCAUAGAUACGGCCACCUGGAUGGCGACCCCAAGGAGAUCUCCCCAGUCAUUGACCAGUUUCUUGAGUGUGUCUGGCAGCUCAUGGAGCAGUUCCCCUGUGCCUUUGAGUUCAAUGAGAGGUUUCUGGUGCACAUCCAACAUCACAUCUAUUCUUGCCAAUUUGGGACCUUCCUCUGUAACAACCAGAAGGAGAGACAGGAGCUGAGGAUUCAAGAAAGAACACACUCUUUUUGGGCUCACCUGUGGAAGAAUCGGGCUGACUACCUGAAUCCCCUGUUCCGAGAGGACCAUAGCCAGGCUCGGGGAAUCCUUCGGCCCCCAACCAGUCCGUGCAACUUCAUGUACAAGUUUUGGAGUGGAAUGUAUAACCGCUUUGAAAAAGGCAUGCAACCUCGGCAGUCCGUCACUGAUUACCUGAUGGCGGUGAAGGAAGAAACGCAGCAAUUGGAAGAGGAGCUGCAGGUCUUGGAAGAGAGACUGGAAAAAAUCCACAAGAUUCCCCUCAGCCAGACGCAGGGGAAGAGCGAGCCCAGCGCGCCGCAGAGCAAACGUCCCGGGCUGUCGGCCUCCACCCCCGGUGGAGGGAACCCCCCUGCGGAUUCCGGGGGUCAUCUGAAAUCAUCGCCCUCCCGGAGCCCUUCCCAAGGCAAUGACGAUUCUGCCCUGAUUCUCACCCAGGAGAACUUGAAGAGCUCGGAUCCUGACCUCUCCGCCAACAGCGACCAGGAGUCGGGGGUGGAGGACCUGAGCUGUCGCUCCCCGAGCGGGGGCGAGUGCUUGCCCAGCGAGGACAGCGGCAAGGACCCCGAUCCCGACGAGGCGGUGUUCCUCACCGCAUGAGCCCCCGCCGCCCCGAAGGACUGCCGGGAACGAGACGUGUUUCCCCCCCAAAGGGGAGCCGUGCAAUCCAAAAUGGAACAACCAAGGAGAGUUGGAAAUCGGGUCCCACAAGCCAAGGGCUGUCAAUCUUUAAGGAUGUUUGAGCAUAGAAAAUUGCCUUUGGCCUUUUCAAAUGGCAGAAACUUUCCUCCCCCUUCUAGGUAUCAUAUGAAAAUCAAGGUAGAGAAAUGAAUUUAUAAACAUAAAGCCUAGUACUUUUGGAACUGGGAUUCAAAUUAGAAAAGACCCACAGUGAUUUUCUUUUCAAGCUUGACAUGUAAAUUCUAGGUCACGUAACACUUAAACCUCUUUGUUUUAAAAUCCUUGAAAACACAUCUGAGAAACAAAAAGGAUAAUCAUUGACUUAAAAAAAAAAAAAAAAAAACCUUUGAAAAUUCCCCAAAGAGAGGUCCUGAUAUAGAACAAGAGACAAAUCAAAGUUCUUAGUCUCAAAGGAUUUGGGGGGAGGGAGGGGAAGAGUAGAGGAAGAGAAAGAAGAAAAGGAAAGGCCUGGGAACAUGAGUCAAUUCAGCAAAUAUUAAGCACCUGCUAGUUACAAAGCACUAGAGCUGCCUUCAAGGAACUAAUAGGCUCUACUAGGAGGAUUGCAUUUGUGAGCAAAUACAAGAUUAUUGGAGCAGAAGGAAAGCCCUCAGAAUCAGGGGGAUCCAGACAGACUUCCUAGAGGAGGAGGCACCAAAGGUGAGCCUUGAAGGAAGAUGAAGAAGCAAUGGGGACUGUUUGGAAAGCUGAAAAGGCAGAAAAUGGGAUAUCAGGCAUAUUAGGCUGAUGUGAAACAAGGCUGGAGAGAUGGAUUGGAACUAGCUCGGGAGAACAUUUAAAAGCUAGGUGGAGGAAUUAGUAUUUAUUUUCUUAGAAAAUAGGGAUUCAGCUAUUAUUCUCUUCAUUUUAUAGCUGAGGUAAACGGGGAUAAGUGAGCUCCCCAGGAUCACACAGCUAGUAAAUGUCCUGAGGCAGGAUUCAAAUUCAGGUUUUCCUGAUUGAAUCCAAUGCACCACCUCGCUGAGAAAGGGAGUGGAAACAUAAGGCAGUAGCUGAUCGGGAUGAGAAGAUACAGUGAAAAUUCAGUGUGUUUGCAAGCAUCAGGGAAAAUAGGAAGAGAUGAGAUUAGUUAGAAAAGGUGGGAGGGAAUGAGGUCAAAAAUACACAUAAAGGGGUUGACCUUUAUAAAUUUAGAGCAGGAAAUACUGGUGUUUGGGGAAAAAAUUUGGUAGCUGUGUAGAAAACCGUAAGUGAAACCGAAAGCAGGGAGGCAAAUUAAGAGGCAGUCUAGACAAGAGAUAAUGACCUGUGAUUUCGAGGGGAGAGAGCACAUGACAGACUGUGAGGCAAGGAAGGAGAAGAGAGUCUAGGACGACUCCCAAGAUGGAUAUGGAGAUGACAUGAAUGACUUCUGUCUGUCCGGAGUUAUUAAUCAUAGCCACUUCCCUCAUCUAAGCUACUAUCACGUGUUAUUGUAGUCUGUGUGAGUGAACACAACAAAGGUGCUUUCAACGUAGUUGGUACCUGAAGGAUCCUUGGCUUUGAAGGUAUCCUAAUCUUACUUUCCGGCUGAGAUCAUGGGAGGUAGGCGCUGGAAGGGACCUUCUAGUGUGAUCCCCUCGAGUUACAGAUGAGGGAAAUAUGGCUUGUCCCUAAUCCCAAAGGUAGAAAGUAGUGUUUGCAGUAUUGUUUUGGAUGCAUUUAAAGGAUAGCUAGGGAUGUCCUUCCCUUCAGUAUAAAGUUAUCCCUCCUACCUGAACAGUCACAUUGAAAUUAAAGCCCCCCACCAGCUCCUUUUUGGGGUAGGGCCUUUAUCAUGGAAAGACUCAUGGCUCAGUGGCAGCCCCAUAAUCUUACUUCCUCCACUUAUGAUUCUUAACCACCAACUGGAAAUGAAGCUUCUUUGAAACGGGAACAAACCCCAUCAGUCGUGUGAAUAUACCUCGGUGGCGAAGCUCUGCUUAAGGUGAGCAAAAGAAAAGAAAUCACAGCCUUGCUACUCGCUGAUGUUGCUGGAGUAUGGAUUAAGUGUAGCGCAGGUGCCGGGAUCUUUAAUGAGCGCCUGGGCUUUUGUUCCAAAAUUCUAGGUCUUAACAAACAGGAGGGAAGAAAUUUUGGUUCAGGGUGGCCAUAAAGCCACACUGUGAUCGGUCUUGGACUUUCUUUGGCUAAGUCUGGGUGCCCAAAGGGAUGACACGUGGACCCUUGCUGGGUCCCUGGGAUGGAGAAGAUGCUUAGACACCCAUUGGUUUUGUCAUCCCUGGCUUUAAGUACCGGAGGCUUCCCCAACCCCUUGGAGGUAGGGACCAGGAGAAGAAAAGGGGGCAUGAGCCGGGCCUUCCCCAUUUUGCCUCAGGGUUUCUGGAUGCAUGCACCGUUCAGCACAUCUGAGCCUAAUUUAGUUUAGUUAUUUUCCUUUAAUCCUUAAACUUACUUUUGUAACAUCUGGGAUUACAUCCCCAUGUUCCUUCUACCUCGUAUAAUGUAGUUUGGCACUGGAAUGCUUUCCUCAGACAUUACCAUCAGGCUAACCAACAUACUGACUCCUUCCGUGUUUCCUUACAGAAUGUUUUUAUUCAUUUUUAAUGGCUUUUUUGUUUCCGUUUUAAAAUACAGACUAGCUGUGGUGUUUGCCUAAAACUAGUCAUUGGUGAUUGCCUUUACAUGGUUCAGCCUUUCUAAGACUGAUUGCCAACUCCAGACACUGGCUUUGGAAGCCUGGAUUAACCAGGGGCCACCUGACAGUCAUAUGAAAUAUAAAUGGCCCAUUUUAAAGAUACAUUUCUUUUUGUUUUAUUAUAUUUUUAUCCUAUUUUAUAGGUCACUUGAAAAUUGUUUAAAGAGCAAAAUAAAAGUUGAAGGCUUUUGAGUGAUUGGUACUAGUUGAGGUUGGGUAGUCAUAAUUUGGUUUUGUUUGGGUGUAUUGUUUUAAAUUGCAUCUUAAAAUUGUAUUUCAUUAUUUUGAUUUCUAUAUAAAAUGAAUCUGCAAAAAAGGAAGUAAAUAAACAGGGCUACCUUCUUAAAGUCAAGACUGAGAGCUGAAAAGGAUAUGAGAGUACAGGACUACUCCAAUAGGGCAUUAACUAUGAUUGUGCCGAGUGCUGGAUCAGGAGUCACAAGCCUGUAUUUACAGAUAUAUUCUGUUCACAUUGAGCCAAGUGAACAUAAAACUCUGAGCAAUCCCCAAAUGUUAAAAUGGACGGAAUUUUGGUUAACAUAAAUGUUUGUCUUGUCAUGUAUGUAAUAUGCAUACUGUGUUGAUAAAAAAUACUCUCUACAAUAAAUCCUUAAGAUGCAA
Messenger RNA from Antechinus flavipes (yellow-footed antechinus), 5446 nucleotides. RefSeq names its product myotubularin related protein 7 (gene MTMR7). Bases 121 to 2106 code for a protein of 661 amino acids. The record is from RefSeq and is a predicted model, not a curated record. Gene Ontology annotation, molecular function: phosphatidylinositol phosphate phosphatase activity. Gene Ontology annotation, biological process: phosphatidylinositol dephosphorylation. The transcript is spliced from 14 exons. Lineage: Eukaryota; Metazoa; Chordata; Mammalia; Dasyuromorphia; Dasyuridae.